Labeo rohita (rohu) is the source of this 1784-nucleotide messenger RNA. It is a transcript of the gene st3gal7, whose product is annotated as ST3 beta-galactoside alpha-2,3-sialyltransferase 7. NCBI's taxonomy places the organism in Eukaryota, Metazoa, Chordata, Actinopteri, Cypriniformes, Cyprinidae. Gene Ontology annotation, molecular function: lactosylceramide alpha-2,3-sialyltransferase activity. Bases 152 to 1297 code for a protein of 381 amino acids. The record is from RefSeq and is a predicted model, not a curated record. The transcript is spliced from 7 exons.
CUCAGAAUGAGACAAAAGACGUCAGCGUAUGAAAGGGACAAAAGCGCAGCUCAUUUUCAAUACAACACAGGCAUGUCUACAGGCAUCUCUACACCUGGGAGAAAAACACAGCAGCUAAAAUAAGAGGUGUAGUUGGGAGCCGGCUUGAAAAAUGGUGACUCUGAAACAUUUGAGUGUUAAUGAUAAUGACGAAGACAGCGUUCCUCUGUUACCGGAAGCCAGCAGCUUGGAGAGCCCAACCACCCAACACAGCAGGGCAGAGUCCAGAGAAUUCUUCCUUAGCCGGAGGAACAACUUCAUUUUAAGCAUUGCUCUGUUGUUGAGCUGUUAUUCUGCAAUUCUGGUUCCUGCGUAUCUGCCAACCCCAGUGCCCACCUGGACUAAUGACAGUUCUGCUGAAACUCUGGCUCUGCUGAAUCAGUCAGCGGCUCUGCUGUCUCAGUCCUGCCGUAGCGGCUGGAGUGUGGAGAGGGUGAAGUCGCUGUCUACUCCUGCUGGGCUGCUGAAGAUUCCUGUGUUUCUGGAGAACGGCACAGGAGACUGGGCACUGCCUCCUCCUCUGGGUCUGCAGGGUAGUGAGGAGAUGGUGGCUCAGGCCCUGAAAGCCCUGCCUUAUACUAGCAUACCCACCGGCCCAGAAACCUGCAGGAGAUGCGUGGUGGUUGGAAGUGGCGGCAUUUUACAUGGCAAAAAUCUUGGUCCUCAUAUAGACCAGUACAACAUUAUCAUAAGAGUGAACGAUGCUCCUGUAUUUGGAUAUGAAAGAGACGCUGGAUCUAGAACUACCAUUCGACUCAUUUAUCCAGAAGGGGCUCCUUCUCAGUCACAAGAAUACGAGAGAACUGAAGUGGUGGCUUUGGUUGCAUUCAAGAGUUUAGAUUUAGCAUGGCUCAUCUCUGUAGUAACCAAAGAGCCUUUGAGUUGGUGGUCUAAAUUGUGGUUCUGGAGGAAUGUAAUAGACUCGAUACCUCUUCAGCCAGAAAAUGUCCGUAUCCUAAAUCCUGAAAUCAUGUACAGGACUGGACAGGUGCUGAAAACAUAUGUAGAGCAACAGAAAAAGAUGGUGCCAACGCUGGGUAUGACGGCAGUAGUUCUGGCCCUGCAGGUGUGUGAUGAGGUGAGUUUAGCUGGGUUUGGAUACGACCUGCAGAACCCUGGAGCUCUGCUGCAUUACUACGGCUCUAUCCGCAUGGAUGCCAUGAAAACACAGGUGGUUCAUGACGUCAGCGCUGAGACCAUCUUACUGCGGGAGCUUGUUAAAUCUGGAGCCGUGCAAGACCUCACGGGUGGACUGUGAUGACUGCAGAAACUUUAUACGUUUCUAGUAGUAGUAGAAGACAAAGAACAGAAAACAGUCCAGAGACCCGGACUUAAGGAGGCCAUUUUCACUGUCAGAAGACAAUAGGAUUGAUCUCAUAAUUUCCAUGUAAAAACAUAAAAAUUUGGGGUAAAAUGUACUUAAAUAUGUAAUUUGAUGGUAAAAUACAACAUAGACAUUACCCAGUAACAUACAGAAAUAUACAAAGGCAUUUAAAAUAAGUGAAAAUGACUACUAAAAUUAAAACCAAAGCUACCAUAAGACACAUUGUUUAAAUUUGUGACCCUGGACCGCAAAACCAGUCUUAAGGUAUAUUUGUAGCAAUAGCCAACAAUACAUUGUGUUUUUAUUUAUUGUAUUAAUUUUUAUUUUAUGCUGAAAAUCAUUAGUAUAUUAAGUAAAGAUCAAGAUAUUUUGUACAUUUCCUACUGUAAAUAUAUUAAAACUUCAUUUGGACAACUUUAAA